Molecule: messenger RNA, 4355 nt
Organism: Doryrhamphus excisus (bluestripe pipefish)
Lineage: Eukaryota; Metazoa; Chordata; Actinopteri; Syngnathiformes; Syngnathidae
Source: RefSeq, a predicted model, not a curated record
ACAAUAUUUGACUAUGGACUCACAUAACUAAAUAUAAUAACUUCAUUAUUGUUUCAAUUACAGUGAAUAAAAACAUCAGUGCAAAAAAAAUGCGCUACUCUGGUGUACAGUAGUACUUGUACCUUUCAUUCAAAUAUGAGUCCCGUAUUUUCAAUAAUUCUAUUAAUACUAUAGAGCGGAAUCAGUAGUGGUGCAUUCGAGGAGUUCGCAAACAACCAACCCCUUGUUGUCUUUCAGCAGGCAUCAUGACACAGUUCUCGGGAAAACAAACGCACCAUCAGGACUCAUGUGACGCAUCGCUGAGGAAAAGUUCUCGACAAAGCCUGGCGGUAUCUUCUGGAGAGUAAACGGUGAAGCCGAUGGUCCGCGGGUCGUUGAAGAUUUCAUAAUCGUUUCCACCCUGCGGAGUACAAACAAAGGUGGACUUGCUGGCGUGAUUUGGAUCAUUGUCGGUCUCCUUCAGGACAGCAGAAUUCCCGGUUCCAUUUAUCACAGCAAAGUCUGAAGCGGCCCAGACCAUUACACUACCACCACCAUAUUUUACGAUACACCAUGAAUGUGGUGGUGCUGGAAGACAACACGUACGCGUGGAGUCGGCCCUUCGUGCAGACUGCGGUGGAGCAGGCCAUAGAAGAGGACAGGAAGGAGAACAUUAAGCAUAAUCUAACGUUCACUUUGACUGCCAAUUUCCACGGCUUCAACACCACCGUCUACAACCGGCAGGGCUGCGGCAGCAGCACCUGUGAGGGCGUGGCCAUACUUAAGAUGCUGCAUACUAAAGAUGAAGUAGGAUGUGUCAUGCUGGGGCCAUCCUGCACAUACGCCACCUUCCAGUUAGUGGAUGAUGAAAUCGGCCUGAGCCUGAGCAUUCCCAUCAUCUCCGCCGGGAGCUUCGGCCUCUCUUGCGACUAUAAGCCCAAACUCACUCGCAUCUUGCCGCCGGCACGCAAGAUCGCCGACAUGUUUGCCAACUUUUCAGUGGAAGUGUUGCCAUUCAAGGAUGAGUGGAAGCAUGUUUAUGUCUAUAAGAAGUCUGUCUAUAAUGCAACGGAGGACUGCUUUUGGUACACCAAUGCGCUGGAAGCACCUUCAGCCAACUUUGCCACAAAGAUACGGAGAGAGAUGCUACGUACGGAGGAGGAACUGAGGAAAGCCCUCGUUUCUGAGAAAAGACACAGUAACAUCUUCAUCAUUUGUGGCCGUCCCGACGACAUUGUUUCAGUGAAGGCCAAAGUGGGUCUGAUACACAGGGACAUCAUGUUCAUACUUAUUGACAUUUACAACCCCGAGUACUACGUGAAUGCCACGUCCAGUCAGGGCAUGCAGAACGUCCUGGUGGUGACGCUCCCACAGAGGAACUACAGCUACGGAUCCGGACCCCAGUAUAACAACACGAUCAACGAUUAUGUGGCUGGCUAUCAUGACGGCGCUCUGCUGUUUGGUAAGGUGCUCAGGGAAAGGAUGCUCAGUCAGCAAAAUAAGCAUCAUCACAGAGGCUCUGACGACAUCCCGCUCAGCGACAACCCGUUUGGGAAUGUCUCUUUCCACGGUAUGGCAGGACACUACGUGCUGGACGAGUAUGGCGACCGAGACGUUAACUUCUCCAUCAUUUAUACCUCCACGAUAACCGGCAAGUAUGAAACUCUGUUAGUGUUUGACACGUCAAAGAAUAAAACCGUCGCGAUGGCCCACAAUCCUGCUCUGCCUUGGCAAGGAAACCGCCUUCCCAAAGAUGUCCCGGAAGAGUUAGACGGCUUGAACAUGCAGGACGUGAUCGUGAUCGUUCUGAGCCUCAGCGUGGUGGUGGUGACCGCCAUCGCUCUCAUCUUCUACAGGCAGAACAGAAAAGAACGUCAAAUGCAGAAGAAAUGGUCUCACAUCAAUCCUCACCUGAUUUGCCCGCUGGAUGAGAAGGAGGUCUCCCUUAAGAUUGAUGACGACAAGAGGAAGGACAGCACCUACUUCAGUCAUCGAGGCCGCUAUGACAAGAAGCCUGUCAUCUUAAAGGAGCUUAGACUCACUGAUGGCGACUUCACAGAAGACCAGAAGAUCGAGCUUAACACCCUGCUCCGUAUCGAUUACUACAACCUGACCAAGUUCUACGGCACAGUAAAGUUUGAGUACGGCGUGUUUGGCGUGUUCGAGCUGUGCCAGCGAGGCUCGCUCAGGUACAUCCUGAAUGACAGAAUCUCCUACCCAGAUGAGACCUUCAUGGACAUGGAGUUUAAGAUUUCGGUCAUGUAUGAUAUAGCAAAGGGCAUGUCAUAUCUCCACUCCAGCAACAUUGAAGUCCACGGUCGCCUCAAGUCCACCAACUGUGUGGUUGACAACCGCAUGGUGGUCAAGAUCACGGACUUUGGCUGCCACACCAUCCUGAAGCCAGGCAGAGACGUAUGGACGUCCCCCGAGCACCUGCGUCGAGAUGGCGUAUCUCAAAAAGGAGACGUCUACAGCUACGGCAUCAUCGCGCAUGAAAUAGUGCUGAGGCGGGUCCCGUUCUACACGCCAUGUUGCUCCACCCGCGCAGAUAAGAUCUACAGGGUGCAGUAUCCCAACGGGAUGGCCGUCUUUAGACCGGAACUGAACUUUGAUGGCGUGUCCGAGAAAGACAUGGAGCUCUACAUGCUGAUAAAGAACUGUUGGGAUGAAGAUCCGGAACGAAGGCCAGACUUUAAGAAGAUCGAGAUGACUCUGGGUAAGCUUUUCAGUAACUUGCAUAAUCAAGGCCCGGAGACGUACAUGGACAACCUGAUCCGUCGUCUCCAGAUGUACUCCAAGACUUUGGAGCACCUGGUGAAGGCGAGAACCGCCCUGUACAAGGCUGAGAGGGACAGGGCGGACCGCCUCAACUUCAUGCUUCUUCCUGGCCCAGUGGUGCGUUCACUGAAGGAGACGGGCAGAGUGGAGCCGGAGCUCUUCGAAGAGGUGACGGUGUAUUUCAGCGACAUUGUGGGGUUCACCACCCUGUGCCACUAUAGCACCCCCAUGGAGGUGGUGGACAUGCUCAAUGAGAUCUACAAGAACUUUGACAGCAUCCUGGACCACCAUGAUGUCUACAAGGUGGAGACCAUCGGGGACGCCUACAUGGUGGCAUCGGGUUUGCCCAAACGCAACGGGGACAGGCACGCGGUGGACAUCGCCCACAUGGCCCUGGAUAUCUUGUCCUUUGUCGGGACGUUUGAGUUGCAGCAUUUGCCCGGCAUUCCUCUCUGGAUACGGAUUGGUGUCCACUCAGGCCCCUGUGCGGCGGGAGUGGUGGGGAACAAGAUGCCCCGCUACUGUCUUUUUGGAGAUACGGUCAACACCGCGUCACGAAUGGAGUCCACGGGCCUGCCUUUGAGGAUCCACGUCAGCCAGUCCACCAUUAAAAUCCUGCAGAGGACAAACUGUCCGUUUGAGUACGAGCAGAGAGGAGAGACGUACCUGAAGGGUAAAGGCAAAGAGAUGACGUACUGGCUAACUGGGGUAACUGGAGGCAAAUACAACCUACCCACACCACCAACAGCGGAGAACUUCCAGAGGUUGCAGCAAGACCUGGCAGAGAUGAUCGUGUCCAGCUUGGAGAAGCGAGGAGAAGGGAGAGAGGCCUUCGAGAAGAGGAAAACCUUGUCCGCCAAAAUGCGACGGCGAGAAACCAACAGCAGCCUGCAAGGGGACGGCCCGCCAGAGUACUUCCACCUGGCUGUCGCCGAUGACCCCAGCACUUAUCUGUGAGGGAAUGCUAGCUAGCAGCCGGAACACUGCUGGAAUUCAUUGGACGGAGCUGCAGCGACUCAGGCAGCCACUUGACACUUUGAUGCGGCCAACGCAGUGAAAGACGAGCGCCCAGUAGAAACGGCAUCGUUGAAAGAGUGCAAAGCUGGCUGCACUCGGGACUCUUAAUGAGUCCGAAGAAAAGGAGGAAAUUAAAUGUCAACACAACACUAGCACUUGUUUUAACUAUGUAGGCUUUUUUAUUGUACUGUAUUAUAUUAUUAUAUAUACUAUAUUAGGUCUGAAAUGCAGCAGCAGCUUUUCACUUUUUACGGUACAUUAUUAACUACUUCAUUUCAAGCAGUGCUGGUAUUUGUUACCUGCUGUUGGUGUAAUGCCGUCCAAAUAUUGCUCAUGGGUAUUUGGAGAUUGCUAUCAUAUGCUAUGAUGUAUUAACCUAUAGUAUAUUCCUCAAUUCAUUCAUUUCUUCUGCAUUUUGGGUUCAGUGAAAGUAUUCCUUUUCUGGCCACUGAGUGUAUAUUGAAGUAUAUGAGGUGAGGAGUAAAAUCAAUAGUAUCAGAGUAUAUUAAAAGCAGCUGUACAUAUAGUAUAAGUGUACAAUACAAAGGGCCUAAACGAUGGUGCAACUGUCUCAGUUGGUC